Aphanomyces astaci is the source of this 1916-nucleotide messenger RNA. RefSeq lists its product as hypothetical. The record is from RefSeq and is a predicted model, not a curated record. The transcript has 2 exons. The coding region runs from base 1 to 558 and encodes 185 amino acids. NCBI's taxonomy places the organism in Eukaryota, Oomycota, Saprolegniomycetes, Saprolegniales, Verrucalvaceae.
AUGGGUAAAGUUCUCCCGUCGAGGACCUACCAGUACACACCGGAGUGGAGUGACGAACCACCGGCAACCGACAAAGGCGUGCUUUGGGCGUGCGCCUGCGAAAUUUUGGCCAACAACCACUGCAUCGGCACGGCCAUAGACGCGGCCAAGAAGAAGUUUGAAUUCGCUGCUGAAUGUGCGACCUCCGAAGACCCCAACAACGUCAAGCAGUUGGGCUGCAAGGGGGUCACCGUGGCCACGAGCUCUGAGUUUGUAUACACGAGCAAAGCCAACGAUUUCACGCUGGUCAAGCUCAACGCCGGGGCGGCAGCGUUGUCCCCGUAUAGCUACCUCCAAGCGCGCGCGUCGGGCGCCGUCUUGGGCGAACAGAUCUACAUCCCUCAACACCCCGCCGCACGCGCAUCGCGACGGAUUCUGGUGUGUGGCCGACGAAGUCGCUCGGGUACACCCUCGACACGGACCGGGUCUCCCGUUUUGAGCGCCAAGGACAACGUCGUCGUGGCCCUGCCCAAAUGUGGGGGAUGCCUCAACGGGGGCCUCAAGUAUACGCCGUACUAGCUAAUAGUCCUAACAGGUCGAGUCCAACGAGGGUGCUUGCUCAACACAAUAAAUGUUUGAUUGACGUUAACGUUAAAGCGUAGAAACGUACUACAUCGUGUCGGCCCAUGGUCACAACAAACAAUACACGGCACACACAACGCUAGUUAAUUGGCUGGGUCGACGAUAUCGGCACCGUCCGCCGCUACAGCCGCACGGUUGAACGUGACUGCUUCCUUGGAGAAUUGCACGACGCCGUUGUACACUUCUUUGCCGCGGGUGCGGAUCGUGCUGGCAGGGGCGGCGAAAUCGUUUCCGACCACUUCGAUUGUGAACGACGGCUUCUUGAACUCACGGAACGCAUAGUCCGAGAACCCACCGUAUGCCAAGUACAGGUUCCACACUGGCUGAGGCUUGUAUGCCCCCAUUACACGCUGCAAGUUGGCACCGAGGGUCUUAAACUUGGCGUCGUAUCCGCUACCAAUUGGGCUUUUGGUGUCGCCGUACGGAUACAACAACAGCCCUCCAUACGAAUGGAUGUCCACGAACCCGUCCAACUCGGUGCGGCGCGCCUUGAGCCACCCGUCAAUACCCUUGGAUUCUGGUUCCGAGAACGGGCGAGGGCCGGGGUACGUUUCGUCCGAGGGGGGAGGGGGGCGGGGGUUGGGUAGGCUCGGCCAGUUGCGGUUCAAGUCGACUUGGUUGGCAUUCUUGCGCUGGUACCGGUUGCCGUUCCACGUGAGGGCGUACCCGUCAAUGUUGACAAUCGGGACAAAGAUCAAGUUGUAAGUGUCUGCGGGGGACGGUUUGUUGUUGGCAACGUCGUCCAACAACGAGGCAAUGGUAAACAGAUGCGAUGACCCGGCUAUCCAUUCCCGGGCAUGCUGGAGCGACUGAAAGUACAACGAUUUAGUCGCAGUCGCCGACUUGGACAGCUUGUACCCGUAGAUCGUGGCUCCCUUGAACGUCCGAGACACUGCAAACUUGGUCAACACGUUGCUGUUCUGGGUCACAAUCUUGUCCAAGAACUCGUAGAUUUGAUCGGUGGUGCGAAAGCAGUUGUGGAACGUACUCGCGGCGUACUUUCCUUUUUGGAGCGUCGCCAAGUACCCGCUGUUUUGGUUGUGGCACGCGCGGUUCGUGUCGGCAUCGUCUUGGAUUGUGGCCUCUUGGUCAACGGUUCGUAAACGGCCGUCGAUCCCGCGAACCGUGGCUUCCGUGGUGGCAUUCACACGGGAGUUGUCGACUUGGAACACGUCGUCAUCCACUACUGCCGCGUUUACACGGGAGUUGUCAACUUGGGCGUCGUUCAAGGCCGCCGCAACGACCGAUGCCAAUAACGCAACAACCAAUGGAAUGCGCAUAUGACCAGGACAAAG